AUGCGAUUAAUAUCAGUUUUCUGCGUCGCCCUCGUCUUCAGUUGUUGGGGAGCACAGGAGUCGGAAGAUUCAGCUCGUUGCCAGCUUUCAGAAAAGUACCCACAUGCCUAUACUCUGUUCAAAUUGGGUCUCACCACGAAAAUGACAGGAUUUAUCCCAAAAAAAGUGAUCAAAAAGCCGCCGGCUAUCGACGACUCGGCAUUCCAUAGGCGACGAGCGCUGGAUUCGGAGGACGGGGGGCAGGUUAUUGCGGAUCCGGACGCCGAUGGAGACCCACAUGGGAGACUUGCGACGUGGAUUCGAUCUCAUGCUAGACACCAUAUACCUCUCAAACAUCCACACACCAGAAUAGACGUCUUCAUAUCCGCCGGGUUGUAUCAGAUUGUGGAUUUGGACCAACGCAACAAUUUGGCUACAGUAUCCGCCUACUUUGAUGUUCAUUGGAAUGACGAUUUUAUCAAAUGGAAACCCGAGAUUUUCGGAGGAAUCGAACGAAUAUUUGUGCCGAUUAAAUGGAUAUGGAAACCCGAAUUUUAUAUGUAUCACUCGGUGUAUGGAAGGGUCCCAGAUUAUGCGAUGGAUGCGUCCGCCGAGUUGCAUUUCAAUGGUAGAUCAGAAAUUUUAUAA
This is a messenger RNA of Caenorhabditis remanei, 627 nucleotides long. RefSeq lists its product as uncharacterized. Gene Ontology annotation, molecular function: extracellular ligand-gated monoatomic ion channel activity. NCBI's taxonomy places the organism in Eukaryota, Metazoa, Nematoda, Chromadorea, Rhabditida, Rhabditidae. The transcript has 5 exons. The coding region runs from base 1 to 627 and encodes 208 amino acids. The record is from RefSeq and is a predicted model, not a curated record. Gene Ontology annotation, biological process: monoatomic ion transport. Gene Ontology annotation, cellular component: membrane.